This is a messenger RNA of Ascoidea rubescens DSM 1968, 507 nucleotides long. Its product is annotated as EF-hand. The transcript has a single exon. Gene Ontology annotation, molecular function: calcium ion binding. Lineage: Eukaryota; Fungi; Ascomycota; Saccharomycetes; Ascoideales; Ascoideaceae. The annotation marks the transcript as partial. The record is from RefSeq and is a predicted model, not a curated record.
UUCAAUAGAGUCGAUAGAGACAAAAACGGAGUUCUAAAUCUUUAUGAACUACAAACAGCUUUACACAAUGAUGAUUCGUCUGCUUUUAAAAUAUCUACAAUCAAAACUUUGAUCAAAAAUUUUGUACCUCAGAAAGAAAUUGAUUAUCUAAUUGAUUUUGAGGAUUUCAAAAAGCUAUAUAAGGAGAUUAUCACUUGGAGAAACAUUUUCAAACAGUUUGAUCUCGAUAAUAGUUUCACUAUCGAUUUUAGUGAAUUUGUAUCUUCAAUUGAAAAAAUUGGCUUUUCUUUACCAGAAAAUCUAAACAGGUUUAUUUUCAACAAAUUCUCUUAUAAAAAUCCUUCGAGUUUGAACAACGAAAUGAAAUUCGAUUCUUUUGUCGAAAGCAUACUAUUGAUCAUCUCUCUCACAAAAACAUUUGUCAAGUACAGAACUCAAGAGGAUUUUAACUACGCAAAAAUAUCCUAUCCUGACUUUCUUGAAGAAUUUGUGAAACUCAUAGCUUAA